Messenger RNA from Colias croceus (clouded yellow), 1027 nucleotides. It is a transcript of the gene Dtwd2, whose product is annotated as tRNA-uridine aminocarboxypropyltransferase 2. The transcript has 2 exons. NCBI's taxonomy places the organism in Eukaryota, Metazoa, Arthropoda, Insecta, Lepidoptera, Pieridae. Bases 214 to 972 code for a protein of 252 amino acids. The record is from RefSeq and is a predicted model, not a curated record.
AUCACAGUGUCAAUGUCAAUAAUUGUCAUGUUCUGCACAAUUUUCAAAUUUGUGUAAAAAUAAAAAUCAAAAAAAUACAAUUUAAUUACACAUAAAAAUGUGUGUAUAUAGGUAUGGUGUCAUUGAACGUCGAACAUCUGGUGUACAUUAUUUUGUAUAAACAUUGACAAAAACAAACAUGACAUAAAUAAUUAAUACCUACGAGACAAAAACAUGGAGGAAUUCAAUGUUUGGGAAGAUUUAUCAAAUAUACCAGCUGAUCCACCUUCAAUGCGUGAGCUUUGUGAUCAGUGCGAAAGGCCACAAGUUGUUUGUUGGUGUUCAGCUUUGCCACCUGAAAGGUUGCAGCCGGGGAGUACAGUGAUUCUUUUGCAACAUCCUGCCGAAGAAAAACGUUGUCUUCGCACUGCUCCAAUGUUGCAACUUGGAUUAGCUGAAAAUAAGUGCCUAAUAUACAAAGGAAAAAAAUUUCCCCAACCACGACAUGAAAACUUAGAGAGUAUUUUAUCACAUAAAAAUACAAUUCUUUUGUACCCAAGUAAAGCUGCCAUAGAUAUUAAGGAACUCAAUAUUAAUGAAAAUAAUUAUAAUUUAGUACUAAUUGAUGGUACAUGGCCACAGGCUAAGGCUAUGUAUGCAUCUAGUCCAAUGUUGCAAAAAAUAAAACAAGUGAAAUUACUUACUACCAGUGGUAGUAAUUAUAUAAUAAGAACUCAACCAACUGAAGGGUGUUUAAGCACCCUUGAGACAGCAGCAGAAGCAUUAUCUCAGCUGGAAAGAAAUCCAAUAUAUAAGCAGCAGCUCCUAGGACCAUUGCAUAUGUUAUGCAAGUUCCAGUUAGAAAAUGGAGCAGUUACUCAUCAAUCAAAAGAAUUCUUAAUAAAGACAAAGACUUACCCAAAACUUAUUGGGAAGAGAUUGUCUAAACUACUACGACAAACAGAAGACCAUUUAAGUGAUAAUAAAACAUAGAUAUAAUGGAAAUAUUUUAUUGUACAUAUUAAAGCCCAGAAAGUUUGAAAAGUAA